Drosophila hydei is the source of this 384-nucleotide messenger RNA. RefSeq names its product glycine-rich cell wall structural protein 2-like. The record is from RefSeq and is a predicted model, not a curated record. The transcript has a single exon. The coding region runs from base 112 to 354 and encodes 80 amino acids. NCBI's taxonomy places the organism in Eukaryota, Metazoa, Arthropoda, Insecta, Diptera, Drosophilidae.
UUUGUAUAUACCGUUUGAACGUGUCAAGAAACCAGUCAACCGAUUUAGCCGCUCGUCGCUGGCUAUAUAAAGCACAAAGCAAUCUUGCAUUUGUCAAUUAUUAUAACAACGAUGAAGUUCUUCGUGCUGUUCGCUAUUCUGCUGAUUGCACUGGUGGCCGUUCAGGCAGCACCGCAGCGCGGUGGCUUUGGUGGCCCAGGUGGUCCAGGUGGACGCGGCGGCGGCGGUGGUGGUUCCAGCGCCACAGCCAAUGCAAACGCUAGCGCCGUUUCCCAGGGCAAGGGUAAUGCAUCGGCCACUGCCAAUGCCAAUGCCGAAGCAUCUUCUAGUGGCGGACGCGGCCGACACGGUUAACGAGCAUCAUCAGCACUCAACGGAACACGA